Oncorhynchus kisutch (coho salmon) is the source of this 2461-nucleotide messenger RNA. Its product is annotated as histone chaperone asf1b-B-like. Bases 427 to 1035 code for a protein of 202 amino acids. The transcript has 4 exons. NCBI's taxonomy places the organism in Eukaryota, Metazoa, Chordata, Actinopteri, Salmoniformes, Salmonidae. Gene Ontology annotation, molecular function: histone binding. Gene Ontology annotation, cellular component: chromatin; nucleus. Gene Ontology annotation, biological process: DNA replication-dependent chromatin assembly. The record is from RefSeq and is a predicted model, not a curated record.
CAGUUCUACAGCCGGAAGAGAGAAGAAGAAACGCUGCUGGAUUUCGUGACGUUACGAGGACCAUUUCCGAACACACUGGCGGGAGUGUGAAUGUUAUCCUCUAGCUACAAAAUAACCGAGAACUACAAACAAAACACCUGCCAAAGCAAGCUUUUGUUUCAUUUAUUUUGAAAACGAAUCUAGCGCCAAGCAGGUGUUAUAUUGCAAGCAAUUGAAAUUAACUAAGUUUGCAGGAGAGAAGACGGUAACAACCAUCAGAAGACACCACACACGUAUCUUUAGUCAAAGAGACUGAAUUGUUUAACGUUGGCUAGUUUAUUAUUUUCCGUCCUGCCUUUAUCUGCAACGUUAAGGGAGAUAAACGAGAUAAAUUCGAUUCAUUUUCAGAUUAUUAAUCUACUACCCAUUCAAGACUACUGAAAACAAAUGGCUAAAGUUCAAGUGUUGAAUGUCGCUGUGUUGGACAACCCAAGUCCUUUUGGGAAUCCGUUUCAGUUCGAGAUUACGUUCGAGUGCAUGGAGGAUUUACCGGAGGACCUGGAGUGGAAGAUCAUCUAUGUGGGCUCAGCAGAGAGUGAGGAGUAUGAUCAGACUCUGGACUCAGUUCUGGUCGGACCGGUACCAGCAGGCAGACACAUGUUCGUGUUCCAGGCGGAUGCCCCCAACACCGGGCUGAUUCCUGAGAGUGAUGCUGUGGGGGUAACCGUGGCGCUCAUCACCUGCACCUACAACGGACAGGAGUUCAUCCGUAUCGGUUACUAUGUCAACAAUGAAUACACUGACCCAGAGCUCCGAGAGAACCCACCAAUCAAACCAGACUACACACAGCUGCAGAGGAACAUCCUGGCCUCUAACCCCCGUGUGACCCGGUUCCAUAUCAACUGGGACGGCUGUUCAGACAAGAUGGAGGACAGUGAGAACGUAGACCCCUCCCCCAACAGCAGCAGUAGCAGCAGCAUGGUGCCCUCCUCCUGUUUAGCUGGCAAGGCGUUACCUGUAGGACUGCUGUCUGGUAACUCGAUGGACUGUCUGUAGAACACAGCCACCCCUCCAGCAUUGCCUUGCCACGUUCUACUCCAGCAGUCGCCAGCAGUCUUUGGCAGGAAGGUUGAGUCACUUAUUAUAAACCAGCUGUACUGUAGGGUGUACGGUCUCUCUCCUUCACACAGCAACACCUCCCUCUGUCUCCACUGGCACUGGCACCCUAUUCCCUCCAUAAUGCACUACCUUUGUGAACAGGGCCCUCUGCUCCAAUGUAGUGCACUACCUUUGUAAACAGGGCCCUCUGCUCCAAUGUAGUGCACUACCUUUGUAAACAGGGCCCUCCGCUCCAAUGUAGUGCACUACCUUUGUAAACAGGUCCCUCUGCUCCAAUGUAGUGCACUAUCACAGAACAGGGUGCCAUGUCAGACUCCUGAUCCAAACAGUCCUGUUGUGUGUCUUCUUGUUUUAAAACCUAACUUCACACCUGGACUGGUUUCCAUAGCAACACAGCUAAAGCUCAGGCCCUGCUUCAAUACUGUAGAAAUGCGUCCCUGUUUCCUUGAGGUGAGCAGGGUACCUGGAAGUGAUUUGUAUCGGUGGAAACAAGGUGACCACACUAUUACUUUACCUGUCCAACCAAUCCCCGAUCUGGGAUUACUUCCACCUGUCCAACCAAUCCCCGAUCUGGGAUUACUUCCACCUGUCCAACCAAUCCCCGAUCUGGGAUUACUUCCACCUGUCCAACCAAUCCCCGAUCUGGGAUUACUUCCACCUGUCCAACCAAUCCCUGAUCUGCGAUUACUACCACCUGUCCAACCAAUCCCUGAUCUGGGAUUACUUCCACCUGUCCAACCAAUCCCUGAUCUGCGAUUACUACCACCUGUCCAACCAAUCCCUGAUCUGGGAUUACUUCCACCUGUCCAACCAAUCCCUGAUCUGGGAUUACUUCCACCUGUCCAACCAAUCCCUGAUCUGCGAUUACUUCCAGGAAGGUAGGCCUCUAGAGGGAGACUGAGUUGUCUCUAGGAAAAAGCCUCACCCUACAGGGUGAUUCCAGGACUGUUCAGGCCUCAAUUCAGGAAGUACUCUGUAACUCCUUCAAAUCAAGGCUUUUCAAUGAAGAAAAUGUAGAAUUGGAUGUAGAAUUUAAAAGGACUUGAUCCCGAACCUGGUCUGUGUCAAAAAUGUCAGUCUGUUCCCUACAUAGUGCACUACUUUUGACUAGACUUGUCCGGGGCCCAUAGGGCUGUUGUCAAAAGUAGGGCACUAUGUAGGGGCUAGGGUGCCAUAUGGGAGGGAACAUGUGUUGUAGUUGGGGGAGGGGUUUGUUUAUGUCAGUCAUGUGACUGUUGUUACUUUACUGUAUAUACCUUUGAUUCAUUAGCACUUAAGAGAUGUCGUGGGUUUUUUGUAUUUUGUUUUGCAUUGUAAUAUUUGUAACAAUGAAAAUAAUAAUAAACAUUUGUUGUUUUUAAAA